CUCAGGCAAUGCAAUAACAAUGCCAUCCAUGGAAAAAGAAAAAUGCGCAUAUCACCAUCCCUCCUCAGCUCAUAUACCUGGCUCAACAGCCUCAAAGCAUCCCAGCUGCAGCGCAUCGCCCAAGCAACGGGGAUUCAGUCCUCAGGGACAAAGGCGUCUCUCAUAGCCCGGCUGAAGGAGGAACUGCCGCAGCCAGAACCCGAGAACCGAGUUAGUACAUGCGCAAGCACAAGCCCAGGCACAAGUACAGGCGCUAUGAGUAUCCUAAGCAUCGACAUGGGGAUUCAGAAUCUCGCAUACGCGCAUCUUCUUGUCCCGCGCGAUAGCAAUAGCAAUAGCAAUAGCGGCACAGCUACCGCUGCUGCUCCGGCAGUAGUAACGCUAAACGCAUGGCGCCGGCUAGCUGUUUCCGACGCCUUACUUGACCCUGACAUUUGGUCUUCCCCAGGAAGUACGUCAAAGCAGCAACGAAACGCAAAAGUGAAAGAGAAAGAGAAACAUACAUUCUCCCCAUCCGAGUAUGCGCGCACGGCGUAUGCGCUCGUCACGGGCUUGCUGCAUGCCUACCAGCCCAGUCAUGUACUCAUUGAGCGGCAGCGGUUUCGCUCGGGGGGUGGGAGCGCGGUGCAGGAGUGGACGCUGCGGGUGGGUGUGUUUGAGGGGAUGUUGUAUGCUGUUUUGCAUGCGCUGGGACAGGCUGGGGAGGGAGGAGCAGAGGCGGGGAUGCGGCCGGUGGUGCUGGGUGUUGAGCCUAGGCGGAAGAAGAAGAAGGCUUCAGCUAGGGAAGGGAAGAAGGUCAAGAUUAAUAUGGCGGGGGAGUGGUUGCGUGCUGGGAUGGGAGGCGGGGAGGUAGGCUCGGGCUCGGGCUCAGGCUCGCCGUUUCGGCUGUCUGUCGCGGAUGAUCCUGAGCUUCGAGCUCUGGUCGAUGCGUAUCUGCGGCGGUGGGCUGGCAAAUCGAAUCCUGGGAGGUCGGUAUCGAGGACUAAGGCCGAAGGGCAAGUUGCAGCAGAGGAUGACAGGCCUGUGAUUGAACCCCCGGAUGUGCGCAAGAUGGAUGACCUGGCGGAUUGUCUGGUUCAGGGUGUGACUUGGUUGGAAUGGCAGGCUAUGAGGCAGCGGAUUUUGACAGAGGGCUCGGAUGCCGUCUUGCAGUUGGAGAGUGGAAAGCUUUGA
Molecule: messenger RNA, 1173 nt
Organism: Aspergillus novofumigatus IBT 16806
Lineage: Eukaryota; Fungi; Ascomycota; Eurotiomycetes; Eurotiales; Aspergillaceae
Exons: 2
Coding region: 43-1173 (376 amino acids)
Cellular component (GO): mitochondrion
Molecular function (GO): Y-form DNA binding; flap-structured DNA binding; crossed form four-way junction DNA binding
Source: RefSeq, a predicted model, not a curated record